Molecule: messenger RNA, 2486 nt
Organism: Cherax quadricarinatus
Lineage: Eukaryota; Metazoa; Arthropoda; Malacostraca; Decapoda; Parastacidae
Source: RefSeq, a predicted model, not a curated record
UCAAAAGCAACUACAAUUCCAGAAGUUCAUAAAGUUUAUUAUACUCUGAAAAUUUAGCAGCGACUUUCCUGAAGAAGCGGAGGCAAUCUGGAAAUUCUGUAUUUAGCUACAUGAAGUCUUGGGAUCAGACUUUCCAGCGAGUUCAGCCUCAUUCACUUAUGGUGAUGCUAAUAAACUUUUCUGGUAACCAUGAGGAUGGAGAAACUGACGACUGGCAGGAUACAACUUCCGUCCUCUUUUGCGGUUUUGCUGCUGCGGGCUUUGAUGCUGUGGAGGACGGUGGAGCUUGGCAGAGCUGUAGGAGACAUCCCGACUGACUCUUACAGCUCUUGCUUAGAUGGAUGCUCCUGCGGUAUAUUACUCUCCAAACAUCUUCAUGAGGAGCUGAAGACUUUUGAUUGUUCAUUUACCAACAUGAAAACGUUUCCUGAGAAGUUGCCAAAUGAUCUGCAGGUACUAACUGUCAGAGGAAAUUCCAUUUACCAUGUUUUGGACAAUUUAUCACAACUCACUGGCCUGCGAGAACUAGAUUUGUCUAGAAAUCGAAUAAAAUCCUUUGGAAAAGGAGGAAUGUUUCAGAACAUGUCACGACUGUCGUACUUGAAUGGCAAAAACACUAUAUCCACUAUUUUCCAUGAUAAUCUUGUUGGUCCCAAAGCACUCGAACACCUAGUUCUCUCAAAUAACAAAAUAAACUAUAUCGAAGAUGAGGCUUUGGUGGAUCUUAAAAACCUACAGACUCUGGACCUGGAACAAAAUUUUUUGGGCUCAUUAUAUGAGGAAUGGUUUCAUGGUCUAAAACAAUUGGUGGUUCUUAACCUAGCGCAUAACAGGAUUCACAACAUCCCAGCAUCGGUGUUUCGAGCUCUGGGGGCAUUAGAACGUCUAUACUUGGCUGGUAAUCGAAUUUCAACUGUAGACCCCCGCGCUUUCUCAGGCUUGAUCAGUCUUCAGGUUUUGACACUCGAAGACAAUCUUCUAGAAAGAAUACCAACAGCAGCCUUUCAGAGUUUACCAAUGUUAGAGAGGCUUUCUCUUGACCAAAAUCCACUUACGAAGAUUAAACCACUGGACUUUUCCCACCUCAGUGUAACAAAGAUAAGUUUAUGUCACAUGCCAGAACUUAAUAUAAUUGAUUCUAAAGCCUUUUACAAUCUGGUCAACAUUUCAACUAUAGAAAUAACUAACAAUGAGAAGCUAGCAUAUAUUGACCCACUCGCCUUUAUGAACGUAGACGCAUUGAAGGAACUACAACUUCAUAAUAAUAAACUUGAAGGUAUACAGAAAGAAAUGGCUCGAUAUAUGCCCGAAGGUGUAGAGAUUUCAUUACAUGAGAACCCCCUAAAGUGUGAUUGUAAUGUGCGCUGGCUACGUCAGUUGAUAGAUCUUGGUGUCAGUGCAAACAUAUCCCUUCUUGAACCCGACCACUUAGUGUGCUACAGCCCGCCCACUUUAGCACACAAGCUCCUGAAAGACGUUGUCGUCUCCAAACUUCCCAAAAUUUGUGCUCCUACAGUGCUAAAUUUAACCCAGUCUCAAAACGUUGUGGGCAAAGUUGGUGAACGUCAGGUGCUAGAAUGUCGCGCCUUGGGUUCACCCCGGCCGAGGUUACACUGGAUCCUGCCAGAUAAUUCAUUGGUUAACUCGACUCUGAAUGAGGUCAGACGAAGAUUUUUUCCUCCUGGGACACUAGUCUACUAUCAUCUGAAGCCCACAGAUCGAGGUGUAUACACUUGUGUGGCCGAAAAUACUGUAAAUAGAACUUACAGCUCCAUAACCCUGAAUGUUACUGGUAUUGACAUGCACCUUUUUCCAGUUCGUGUCUCGUCAACCUUUGUAACUCUUGUCUGGAAUGGCACAGAACGUCGAGCCUUUCCCUCUUACAAGAUUGUUUACUCCGAAGUUGACGCCAAUGGCACUGAAGUGGGAGAAAAACGUUCAAGCAUGACAAGUCCAUCACGAAAGACUUUUACCAUUAGUCGACUUAAACCUGAAUCUCAUUACUACUUCUGCAUUGGUAAUGAAGACAGCACUGGUUACUGGCUUCAGAUCUCUUGCUGCCACGCUACUACCCAGGAUGUGGAGUUCAUGAUGCAAGGGAUAUCCAGAACCUCAAAUGUAGCAGUAGCAGCCGUUAUGGGUAUUAUAUUGGUAAUGACAGUCGUAGUGUGCCUCAUGUCCGUUCUCUCCAGGAAGUACCGCCAGAGAAUGUACGAGACUCCGGACAAAGGCAGUGAAGGUUCUAUCAUUCCACUGGACAACCUGUACCGGCCUCUGUUGACGGGAUCCUGACGGUUAAAAGGAGGCGAGGGCUUCCAUCCUAUAUUGCUUCGUCGUCCUCCCUGCUGUGCCCCUGAUCCUGCCUCCCCAGGGCCUAACACCCCCCCACCCAGGGCACGCAAUAACCUCUCUACCAAGAAUAGUCCCACACAAACACCAACGCCUCCAGCUAGACCCAACAUAGUGGAGGACUGUUCCUGUGCACC